GUUUAGAUUAUUGUCGAUUGGGUACUUAAACAUCAACAGUGGAUCGAUGCGCGAAAUCGAAAUGAGUGAUAUUUCCUCUCUACUAUACGCUUGAUGUAGAUCUAUAUUCUACGCAUUCAACUUAGCAAUAACACUACCCUGCCCUGAAUCAUAGCCCACAAUUAUCCAAGCAGAUGUCUCCGUCCGUCGUCUAUUUGCCAGACGGCCAGAGCUUUACCGUUCAACCUGUCUUCUCUGGCCUAUUUUUCAAGUCCAACGAACAUAAUAAUCACCACGCGCCUUUUCCCGUUGGCUGGACCGUCGUCAUACACAGCGAAGAUAACCCGGAGGAUCAUAUCCAAGGCCUCACCCUAAAAGAUGACCCCAACGAAGCUCGUUCUAGACGAAGCCAUAUUCACAGAUACAGCAAGCCGACAUUGCAAAAUGACACCAUAUUCAUCUCGUCUAUCUCCAACCCGUCCAGUAGCGAAUUUAAACCGCACGCCAGCCAAUCUCGGCAAAUAGCGUUGAUGCUGUGGGUGACGCUAUACUGGUAUUUCCAACAGCCUGAGCCAUCACCCUAUGUUGUGACUGAGCAGUCGAAGCAUACUCCCCCGGAGGCCAGACCCAGAGGCGAAUGGCGCAUCAAGAUAAAACGAGAAGGUGUUCUGCGCACGCGAAAUAUGAUACCUAAACUGGAGAGGAUGGGUCUUAUAACGAGCUUGGAUUCGGCUAUUGGGUCUAACGUCAAUGAAUCAAACCAUGGAUGGGAUCUCAUGUUUGUUACCAGACGCAUGUUUUGGCAAAUACACAGCGGGCUGUUUCUCUUCACCCUCCAGCCUGUGAAGCAUAAUUCGUAUCCUGGAUCCCCGAGCAACAGCCGUCCUACUUCACCGGUUCGAAGCGAAGGGGGUCAGCUAGCAACCCUUUUUAAUCAACUGGCCGGUGAAUUGCCAAGCUCUCCUAUAGGACCCUAUCAUUCGACCUCGCACCUGCCAACUUAUUAUCCUCCAGCACCGUUACAAUACAUCAUAAGUAACAACGUCCGGCAUCCAUUGCGACAGAAGCCCCCGCAUAUGGGUGAAAUCUUCUACACACGCUUCGUGCCCAGUGUGGGGAAAUAUCUUUCAUUCCGCGUGGCAUCACUUGCACCACGACCCGUCCCGCACCUUGGACCUAUUAGCCCGGGUGAAAGGGAGAACACACACCUGAAUACGUUAUGCGACACCUCACUUAUUCAAAUGUGGCUGUCAAACCCUAGAGUUACCGCUUUCUGGGGCGAAUAUCAUCCCAAAUUUCUGUCCACUGCUUUCCAGUCGCACCACUCAUUCCCAGCUAUUGCUAUGUGGGAUGGUGUACCUUUUGGGUAUUUUGAGAUCUAUUGGGUGAAGGAGGAUCAGCUGGGACGAUAUAUGGGAAAUGAGGCGCAAGAUUUCGAUCGAGGCAUACACGUCUUGAUCGGCGAAGAGUGGGCGAGGGGGAGAGUACAGCAAUGGCUGUCGAGCCUCAUCCACUGGUGUUUGCAGGCAGAUUACCGAACUAUGAAUAUCUGCCUUGAACCGAGAGUGGAUAACGCGAGAUUCAUUCAACACCUCGAGUUUGCUGGAUUCGCCAAGGAGAAGGAGAUAUCGUUUCCCCACAAGCGAGCGUGGCUUUGCCGUUUGAGAAGAGAUGUUUGGGAUGGACCAGCUAUGUGAAGUUUUUUUAGUUGAAUCAUGAGUUCAGAUUUCUGCAUUCAAAGGCGCAAAUGUAUCGAACUUAGGUGUUCUUGAGCGAGCCACAUACAUAGCCG
Molecule: messenger RNA, 1771 nt
Organism: Hypoxylon fragiforme
Lineage: Eukaryota; Fungi; Ascomycota; Sordariomycetes; Xylariales; Hypoxylaceae
Product: acyl-CoA N-acyltransferase
Exons: 2
Coding region: 174-1676 (500 amino acids)
Source: RefSeq, a predicted model, not a curated record